This is a messenger RNA of Talpa occidentalis (Iberian mole), 4134 nucleotides long. RefSeq names its product kelch like family member 1 (gene KLHL1). Lineage: Eukaryota; Metazoa; Chordata; Mammalia; Eulipotyphla; Talpidae. The coding region runs from base 793 to 3027 and encodes 744 amino acids. The transcript has 11 exons. The record is from RefSeq and is a predicted model, not a curated record. Gene Ontology annotation, molecular function: protein binding.
ACUUAUGGGGGAGGAGGAGGCGCUGAGGCAGAGAGAAAAUUGUACUGUGAGGACCUUGACAGCUUCACGGGCGGGCUUUUCCAUUCCCCUCCGUGUAUUUUCUUGAAUAUUUAUUUUUCCCUUUUACAAACUGACUAUAAAAAACCCUCUGAUUCUCGCCUUGCAGAGGACACUGACUUUCUCUGAGAUACCCGGCAAGCUAGCUCUGGGGCAUCCUUGGAGAGGCCAGGGGCAGGGGCGCAGGUGCACUGAGAAGACAGGGGGUGCGCUUCUCCGUGACUUGAGGUUCUCUCUCUCUCUCUCUCUCAGCUCCCCAGGCACUGAACUCGGAGCUGCAAGGACAGGAGAACUGACACCUUCCGGACUGAGGCUGUGCCACGGUGCAUCCCAGGGAGGUGUAUCCAGCUGCCGCCACCUCCCGGGCUUCGGUGCGCGCAGACCUCCCUCCCUCCCGCAUCUCUAACAUCAGGGUCGACCCUCCCCGCCUAACCACUGACCCGGGAGCGGGGAUCCAGGAUUCACAGUCCUCAGCGCCCCGUUCCUGCCUCUGCUCCUGGACCUGGGCUCCACGCGCGCAGGUCCCGCGGAUCUGAGCACAGCUGAGCGGCGCGGCGGUGCCGUCUGCGCUCGGGUGCGGGACUGGCAGGGUGCGCGGUCGCCCGGCCCCUUCUGCUCGCCGGGUGCUGAGAGCGCAGCGCUUCCCGCUCCGCCCCGGCUCUGCUGGUUUCCUCUCCAGCUGGCGGGUCGUCGACUGCGCCUGCUGAGAUCCCUUUGCCUGUUUUUGCGUUAAGCAUGUCAGGGUCUGGACGAAAGGACUUCGAUGUGAAGCACAUCCUGCGACUCCGCUGGAAACUCUUCAGCCACCCGUCGCCAUCCCCAGGCGGCCCUGCUGGGGGCAGCUGCCUGCAACAGGACGGCGGCGGCAGCUUUGAACAUUGGGGACCAAGCCAGAGCCGCCUGCUCAAAAGCCAAGAGAAGAGCAGCGUGAGCACUUUCUGGAAGAAGCCUUCCUCUUCGUCCUCUUCCUCUCCGUCCUCUUCCUCUCUCCACCCACUGAAUGGCACCUUGCUGCCAGUGGCCACGAGACUGCAACCAGGGGCGCCCCGGCAGGGCACCCAACAGCCGGCCAGAACGCUCUUCUACGUGGAGUCCAUUGAGGAGGAGGUGGUGCCAGGCAUGGACUUCCCUGGACCGCAGGAGAAUGCACUGGUACUGCAAGAGCUCAAAGUGGAGCCGGCCGACUCGAGCCAGGCAACAGGUGAAGGAUGUGCACGCAGGCUGCCAGGAACUGGACAUUCACUGACACCUCAAGGUGACAUGGACUCUAGCAGCUCUGAAGAAUUCUAUCAGGCUGUUCACCAUGCUGAACAAACCUUCAGAAAGAUGGAAAAUUACUUGAAACAACAGCAACUUUGUGAUGUUAUCCUGAUUGUUGGGAACCGGAAGAUACCUGCUCAUAGGCUUGUUCUGAGUUCAGUCUCCGACUACUUUGCUGCCAUGUUUACAAGUGAUGUUUGUGAGGCCAAGCAAGAGGAGAUCAAGAUGGAAGGCAUAGACCCCAAUGCCCUCUGGGAUCUUGUCCAAUUUGCAUAUACAGGUUGCUUGGAACUAAAAGAGGACACCAUUGAAAAUCUUCUUGCUGCAGCAUGCCUUCUUCAGCUUCCUCAAGUAGUAGAAGUUUGCUGCCAUUUCCUCAUGAAGCUUUUACAUCCAUCUAAUUGUUUAGGAAUCCGAGCAUUUGCUGAUGCUCAAGGAUGCAUUGAAUUAAUGAAGGUGGCUCACAGCUACACAAUGGAAAAUAUAAUGGAAGUUAUGAGAAAUCAAGAAUUUUUACUGCUUCCAGCAGAGGAGCUCCAUAAACUCCUGGCCAGUGAUGACGUAAAUGUUCCUGAUGAAGAAACCAUCUUCCAUGCAUUAAUGAUGUGGGUCAAGUAUGACAUUCAGAGGAGAUGCAAUGACUUGAGUAUGCUUCUUGCCUUUAUAAGACUACCACUGCUUCCACCACAGAUAUUGGCUGACCUAGAAAAUCAUACAUUAUUUAAGAAUGAUCUGGAAUGCCAAAAGCUCAUUUUGGAAGCAAUGAAAUACCAUCUGUUGCCCGAAAGAAGAACUUUAAUGCAAAGUCCAAGAACUAAACCUAGAAAAUCUACAGUUGGAACUCUGUAUGCUGUCGGAGGAAUGGAUAACAACAAAGGAGCUACAACCAUAGAGAAAUAUGACCUGAGAACAAAUCUGUGGAUCCAAGCUGGGAUGAUGAAUGGCAGGAGAUUGCAGUUUGGUGUGGCUGUUAUUGAUGACAAACUCUUUGUAAUUGGAGGUCGAGAUGGCUUAAAGACACUGAACACUGUUGAAUGUUACAAUCCCAAAACCAAGACUUGGACUGUGUUACCGCCAAUGUCAACACAUAGACACGGUCUAGGUGUAACAGUACUGGAAGGGCCCAUUUAUGCCGUAGGAGGCCAUGAUGGCUGGAGCUACCUGAAUACAGUAGAGAGGUGGGAUCCCCAGAGUCAGCAGUGGACCUUUGUAGCCAGUAUGUCCAUUGCCCGGAGCACUGUUGGUGUAGCAGCGCUGAAUGGCAAGUUAUAUUCAGUUGGAGGUCGAGAUGGAAGUUCCUGUUUGAGUUCAAUGGAAUAUUAUGAUCCUCAUACGAAUAAGUGGAACAUGUGCGCUCCUAUGUGUAAGAGGAGAGGGGGUGUGGGAGUGGCCACAUGCGAUGGUUUUCUUUAUGCAGUAGGAGGGCAUGAUGCACCUGCUUCAAAUCACUGUUCCAGGCUACUGGAUUAUGUAGAAAGAUAUGAUCCCAAAACAGACACAUGGACUAUGGUGGCUCCAUUAAGUAUGCCAAGAGAUGCUGUUGGAGUCUGUCUCCUUGGUGACAGAUUAUAUGCUGUUGGUGGCUAUGAUGGGCAGACAUACCUCAACACUAUGGAAUCCUAUGAUCCACAAACUAAUGAAUGGACACAGAUGGCUUCCUUAAACAUUGGGAGAGCAGGUGCCUGUGUGGUAGUCAUCAAACAACCUUGACUUCUUUUUAUUUGGAGAGAUUUUAUUUGGAGUGGUUAUUUUUAUAUCAGAAGGGCAAGAAUAAGAACUUCCUGAGAUGAAAACUCUUCAAGAACAAGGAUUUCUGCAGAUUUACCUACUAAUGUCAAAUGCGGUAGAAGAACAAACAGAAUUAUAGGAAUCAAGAAAAAGUCCAACUGCUAUGGGAACAAUAUCUGGCCAUGUGUUAGUUACUUCAGGAAUGGUUAUUGGUAAUUUGUUUUGUAUUUUUAGCAUACAACAGAGUUACCAAAGGCUUGCUUUUCUGUAGCAAUUAAAAGGAGGGAGUGAUAUUUGUGAUAUGGAUAAUUUCAUGACUACAAUUUGUUCACUUGUUUUAUAAUCUGUGGCAAUGUUCAAGAGUUUGCCAAGAAAAAAAGGCCUGAUACUUCAUCUGACAGACUGAUUGGUUUACUAUUUUGCUAAUCAGAGGUGGCCAUUUGAGGAGGCAGAAGGAUGUUUUAUUAAAACAAAUAUGCUUCUUCCCCAUUUUCCUAAACUACAAGGACAAUUAGAGAAACAGAUUCAUGCGUGUCUCUUACAUUCAGAAAACAAACUGUCCUGCUAAUGGAAGCUGCAUAUAUCAUCAGAGAAGAUGGUUGGAUUUUAUUGCAACUGAAUUAGCAAUCCCAAACUGGCAAACACAAAGGAUUGUUUUCAUUAGCCUUGCCACAUUGCUUGCUUUUUGAACACACUGAGCCAAACAUUAAGUACAAUUAUGGGCUUUUGCCUUAUGUUGAGUUCAGUGUAAGCAUGGAAGCUAGUUAUUCUGAAUGUCAUAUAUGUAUAUAUAUAGAUAUCCAGUGCAUGUUGAAGUCCUUUAGAAUUUUGUUCAUUAAAAAAAAAAAAACUUAGAAUUUUGAAAGAGAAGUAUAUGAUCCCUUCAGUUGGAAUAUUAAUGAUCAUUGUGAGAAGGAUGGCAGAUUUCAGAUUCUCAUUUCUCACUUUUCAAACUUGUUACAUUGAUAUGCACAUUAUUUUAUGCCAAAUAUUUGUAACUGUUUAAAGCAUAAUGUGGAAACAUUAUACAAUCCCCUUAAUAGAUAAAUGUAGAUUUUAAAUACAAUUAAUAAAUGAUAGAAAAUUUGC